AUGGGUCUUCAUCGGGAAUCAAGUUAUAUGAAAUUAUCUAACCCGGCAGCCGCCCGUCGAUUAAUGUGGUUCAUUUUUGGUGCAGACAAAUUGCAGGCAGCAGCAUUUGGACGUCCUAUCUUCAUAUCAUCUCAGAGCAUUAACCUGCGCCCAUUGGAGCUUGGAGAUUUCGAGUCUCCAGACGUUAAAGCGGAGAUAUUUAUUCAAUUUACGAGCCUUAAUAAGAUCCUCGAAAAAAUUGUGGAAUUCCAGGAUCGCAAGGCCGAGGCUUCCCAUGACCAAGUGCGUACCAUCCAUUCCACGGGCUUGGGGUCAUAG
Messenger RNA from Penicillium manginii, 318 nucleotides. Its product is annotated as fungal specific transcription factor domain-containing protein. The transcript is spliced from 2 exons. Gene Ontology annotation, molecular function: zinc ion binding; DNA binding. NCBI's taxonomy places the organism in Eukaryota, Fungi, Ascomycota, Eurotiomycetes, Eurotiales, Aspergillaceae. The record is from RefSeq and is a predicted model, not a curated record. The coding region runs from base 1 to 318 and encodes 105 amino acids. Gene Ontology annotation, biological process: DNA-templated transcription.